AUGACCAUGAGUGCCGCCUCCAUCGAGCAAGAGCCGUCGCGCAAGCUGGCCUGUUGCGGGGUCCCCUUGAUCACGGAGGACAUGCAGUCGCUGGCCAUCCGCACCCUUUCCGGCACGGACAUCAACAAGCACUACGACCUCAUCCGUGAGCUGGGGAAAGGGACCUACGGGAAAGUAGACCUGGUCUCCCAUAAGAGCACAGGCACCAAGAUGGCUCUGAAAUUUGUCAACAAGAACAAGACCAAACUGAAGAAUUUCUUGAGAGAGUUCAGCAUCACCAAUACUUUAUCUUCAAGCCCUUUCAUCAUCAAAGUGUUUGAUGUGGUCUUUGAGACGGAGGAUUGCUACGUUUUCGCCCAGGAAUACGCCCCUGGAGGAGACCUUUUUGAUAUCAUUCCUCCACAGGUGGGGCUGCCAGAGGACAUGGUGAAGCGCUGUGUGCAACAGCUGGGUCUGGCACUGGACUACAUGCACAGCAAAAACUUGGUGCACCGGGACAUCAAGCCGGAAAAUGUCCUCCUGUUUGACCGCGACUGCCGGCGCGUCAAGCUGGCCGACUUUGGCAUGACGCGCAAGGUGGGCUGCCGGGUGAAACGCAUCAGCGGCACCAUCCCGUACACAGCGCCCGAGGUGUGCCAGGCAGGCCGGGCGGAGGGCUUCACCGUGGACGCGAGUAUCGAUGUGUGGGCUUUCGGGGUACUCAUCUUUUGCGUGCUGACCGGCAACUUUCCCUGGGAAGCGGCCACGGCCUCGGACUCUUUCUUUGAGGAGUUUGUGAGGUGGCAAAAGGGGCGCCUGGUGGGGGUGCCCUCUCAGUGGCGCCGCUUCACAGACAACGCCCUGCGGAUGUUCCAGCGCUUGCUGGCCCUCGACCCAGAGAAACGCUGCCCGGUGAAAGAGCUCUUUCUCUUCAUCAAGUACGAUCUGAUGUCUGAGAUGCGCCGGCGGCCAUCUUAUCGUUCCCGCAAGCACACCGGGGACAAGCUCUCGGCUGGCCCACACCGCCAUGAGACGCCCAGUGGCUGCACCCCAACCCCACUUAAGAGGACCAUCCUGACGGAGGGCAGCAUCUCCCGGCUGGCAGCUUCGGAGUCUGGCCUGCCUUCCCCUGGUGGAGGAAGCAGGACUGACGGCCGGGCAGACAAGGCCAAAGGCCAGAUGGUUUUGGCGACCGCCAUUGAGAUCUGUGUCUGA
Molecule: messenger RNA, 1194 nt
Organism: Protobothrops mucrosquamatus (brown spotted pit viper)
Lineage: Eukaryota; Metazoa; Chordata; Lepidosauria; Squamata; Viperidae
Gene: SBK1
Product: SH3 domain binding kinase 1
Exons: 3
Coding region: 1-1194 (397 amino acids)
Biological process (GO): peptidyl-serine phosphorylation; peptidyl-threonine phosphorylation
Molecular function (GO): protein serine/threonine kinase activity; ATP binding
Source: RefSeq, a predicted model, not a curated record